Molecule: messenger RNA, 813 nt
Organism: Scutellospora calospora
Lineage: Eukaryota; Fungi; Glomeromycota; Glomeromycetes; Diversisporales; Gigasporaceae
Source: the annotation of a GenBank genome assembly
AUGGCCGUCGAGUUUGAAGGUGGCGUGGUCAUUGGAGCGGAUACUCGCACCACCUUGGGCUCUUACAUAGCCAACCGUGUUACUGACAAACUAACUCCAAUUCACGAUAGAAUCUAUUGUUGUCGAUCUGGAAGUGCAGCAGAUACGCAAGCUAUUGCAGAUAUAGUUCGUUAUUACACACAGAUGUAUGCAGUUCAACAUGACGAACCUCCAACGGUACGAACUGUUGCUGCCUUAUUUCAGGAAAUAUGCUAUCAGAAUAAAGAUAAUAUGUCAGCUGGAAUUAUUGUCGCAGGAUGGGAUAAAUAUAAUGGUGGUACCAUAUAUACUAUUCCACUAGGUGGUUCAUUGCAUAAACAGCCAUUCACGGUAGGAGGUAGUGGAUCUUCGUACAUUUAUGGUUAUUGUGAUUCAAAUUUUAAGAAGAAUAUGACAAAGGAAGAAGCUGUAGCAUUUGUAAAAAAUGCCGUUACAUUGGCCUUGUCACGAGACGGUUCAUCAGGUGGAUGCGUUAGAAUUGCUAUUAUCAAUGAGGAAGGUGCAGAAAAAUUUUUCUUCCCCGGAAAUGAAUUGCCAGAAUAUCGAAAACCGAUUAUUUACAAUGCUCUUGUGAUCAAAGAAUUGGCAAAAGAAGUGUACAUCAAAGAAGGUCUUCGUCCGCCAACCAUAUCAGAAAUUUCGCAAGCUUGGUCAAACUUGAAAUCUAUCCGAUUACAAGAAAUAGGGCUUAAAGAUGCGGCUAGGAUUGCUAUAAGAUCUGUAGAAGUUCUUGGUUUUUUUGCAAUUGGAGAAAUUAUUGGAAGGAGAAAUCUA